AUGAAGAGACGUAAGGGGUAUGCGUUGGGACUCUCGGCAGCCCUGAGCCAGCACUUGCAGCCGACAAACCAGUCGCGAUCGUCGCGCAUGUGCCAUUUUGCCGACGCAGCCAACCCGGCCUCCAACAAGGCGUACCAAAAUGCAGGCUUUGAAGUGCACAGUCAACUUGCCGCGUAUUCGUUUGAACCAAAGUAA
This is a messenger RNA of Aphanomyces astaci, 195 nucleotides long. RefSeq lists its product as hypothetical. The coding region runs from base 1 to 195 and encodes 64 amino acids. NCBI's taxonomy places the organism in Eukaryota, Oomycota, Saprolegniomycetes, Saprolegniales, Verrucalvaceae. The transcript has a single exon. The record is from RefSeq and is a predicted model, not a curated record.